This is a messenger RNA of Antechinus flavipes (yellow-footed antechinus), 1669 nucleotides long. It is a transcript of the gene SH2D1B, whose product is annotated as SH2 domain containing 1B. The record is from RefSeq and is a predicted model, not a curated record. NCBI's taxonomy places the organism in Eukaryota, Metazoa, Chordata, Mammalia, Dasyuromorphia, Dasyuridae. Bases 145 to 549 code for a protein of 134 amino acids. The transcript has 4 exons.
CACAUGCAUUGCUCAACACUGUUGUAGAAAUAUACAUAUAUGGAUGCAGCUAUUUAUACAGCUGACAUUUUUUUAAAGUGACGGUUUCAGAACUCCCUUGCUGGGUCACGGCUCUUCAGCUGCAGGAACCACCGAGCUCCCUCCAUGGACCUACCCUACUACCAUGGCCCUCUCAAUAAACAAGACUGUGAGACCAUACUACUCCAGGAAGGGAAAAAUGGCAAGUUUCUCUUACGAGACAGUGAGUCAGUACCAGGAGCUCUGUGUCUCUGUGUCUUGUUUCAAAAUAAGAUCUACACAUACCGAAUCAAAAAAGAAAAACAUGGAUACUUUUCAAUAGAGUCAGAAAAAAGAGGUAAAAAGGAAUUAUUUCCAAACCUAAAAGAACUAAUCUCCAAAUAUGAAAAACCUGAUCAAGGAUUAGUGAUUCACCUUCGUUUUCCAGUAGUGAAAAAUAACGUGUACCAGAGCUGGAAAGAUCCACCAGAUGUUUCAGAGAUGGAUGAUUAUGUGAAUAUGGACAAUGAUUAUGUGAAAGUCCUGCCUUGAACUCUAACCAAGUGGGCACGAAGAGGCAACCGACAAUGAUUUCUCAGACUAUUAGGAUAAAGCCUUUCAAACAUCUGUGAUUCUCAGCAUUUCCUGAGGUUUUAAUCAUCACAAAUGCUAGUGCUGAAUUCAAGCUUUCCUGCCAGAAAAAGUCAGAGAACUGCGUAGCUCAUAUCUGGUUGCUUUGACGUUAUAUUCCGUUAUCUCCAAUAAAGAAAUGUCUGUAUGAGUAGAAAUAAAAAAUGUAGCCCACAGACACUGUACCACUCUGCCCUGAUAACAUCUUCUAAGGAUCCUUACAAAGUUCAAGCAGGUAGCCAUAGUUCAACCUGAUAGUUUAAAACAUAAUUAUGACCAAAAUAAAAUGAAGAUAGACCAAAAUGUGUAAUAAUAAACAAAAAUGCAACCGAGAAAGUCCCCACAAAAUAAUAUCAGGUCCUUGAAACCUCAGAACUGGUUCUGGAGUCCCAGAUUCAGUGUCCUUAUUUUGAAGUAAUCUGCUAUGUAAAUUAUUCCUUCCUUCUCUAAUCUAGUUCAACUUUCUCUAUUGCCAGAGAGAUAUUAAUCCCAAAGCAGUCAAUUGAGCUAUAAAGGCAGUGUAAAUAAUUUGAACACAAAAAAGAACUGAUAAUAGAAUCAUUAUCUGCCUCCUAUGUAUAAUUAAGAAAUUCCCCUUAAAUCUCUUGUAGGAUCCUGGGGAAUUCUCAUAUAAUCCAUUCUUAGUCCAAUGCAAAAAAAGUGAUCCUGAACUCAGUUUCCGAAAUUUAGGAGAGGGUUGGUCUACCUCUAGGACUACAAUGAAUCUCUCAGUGUAGGCUAGAGAAUUGCUGAAACUGAAGGUCAGUCUAGAGUUUGUGAAAUCUCUUGCCUUGACCUUGACUCUCUUACUAGGUUAAAUUUAAUAAAUAUUUUUAACAAGUAGUUGAAUUUCAUAUACAAUCCUUUUUUCAGUUUUUUGUAUAUUGGUAUAAUCAUUUUUGUUUAUGUGUAAAUUCACAAUAUUAUUUUUUCUCUAACUCUAUAAAAUAAUUCUUUGGUAAUUUGGUAUGGUACUGAAUAAAUAGAUUAAUGUAGUUGAAUUGUCAUUUUUAUUAUGUUAGUUAGCUCGACCUACUCAUGA